This is a messenger RNA of Chiroxiphia lanceolata (lance-tailed manakin), 2536 nucleotides long. It is a transcript of the gene CALCOCO2, whose product is annotated as calcium binding and coiled-coil domain 2. The transcript is spliced from 13 exons. Bases 235 to 1548 code for a protein of 437 amino acids. The record is from RefSeq and is a predicted model, not a curated record. NCBI's taxonomy places the organism in Eukaryota, Metazoa, Chordata, Aves, Passeriformes, Pipridae.
GGCCCGGGUAUCCCGGGCGGGGUAUCCCGGGGGCUCCACCUAUUCCCGAUCUUCCGCCUGGUGCUCGCAGACCCGCUCGGUUCCCGUUUUCCAGCCGCGCCGCCGGAAGUUCGAGGUGCUCAGGAACUGCAGAUCACAAGGCACAGCAGGGCAGGGAAGGUUGACAUCAGCCGGAUAAAGCCGAGGCUUGGACAAAUCACAAGCCCUGUCCUACCCUUUCCUGAGACUCCCACCAUGGACGAUUCCUGUGAGGACCCUCCCACCUCUGCCGUGCUCCUGGACAGCUGCCACUUCUCCCACGUGCUUUUCAACGACGUGGAGAAGUUUUAUGUCCCUGGAGGAGACGUGACCUGUCACUACACCCUCACCCAGCACAUCUCUGCCCGGGGCAAGGACUGGGUGGGCAUCUUCAGGGUGGGGUGGAAAACAACCCGGGAAUAUUACACCUUCAUGUGGGCCCCCCUGCCUGCUGCUGGCCACGGGGACACUGCUGUGCAGCAGAAGAUCCAGUUCAAAGCUUACUACCUGCCCAAAGAUGAUGAGUACUACCAGUUCUGCUACGUGGACCAGGAUGGGAUGGUCAGGGGGGCCAGUGUCCCUUUCCAGUUCCGGGCAGAGGCUGAGGAUGACAUCCUGGUGGUCACCACACAGGGGGAGGUGGAAGAGAUCGAGCUGCAGAACAAAAACCUGUGUCAGGAAAACGAGGAGCUGAAGGCGAGUUGUGCAAACCUCCAGCAGCAGAACCUGGAGCUGCAGGAGGAGCUCAAGAAGACACAGGAGCUGCAGAAAAGUUUGGAGUCUUUCAGGAGCAGCACAGAGAAACUGGAGCUGGAGCUGAACUCCCUGAAAAUGGAGAAUAAGCAGCUGAAGGAGCAGGGGGACUGCACAGGGGCAGAGCUGCAGCAGCUCAAGGAGCAGCUCCAGAACGUGACCUCGGAGAAGGAGCGCCUGGAAAACAGGCUGAGAACUGCCCUGGAUCACAUGGACCAGCUGCAGUCCCAGGUGUUGAACUACGAGAAAGAAGUGGAAAACUUGUCUCACCUGGACCAGGACAAGACAGAGCAGCUGGAAACCUUAAAGGAGGAGAAUCAGCAGCUACGCUUGAGCACGGCCCAGCAGCAACACGACCUGAUCAAAGAGCUGGAGGAGCAGAAGCAUUUGUUUCAGGUCCUGAAGGCAGAGAAGGAUGAAGCUGAUGAGGAAAGUCAGAAGCUGCGGGCUGAGAACAGCGCUCUCCUCAGGCACCUCUCGCAGGAGCUCUCCCCCCUCUCUGCCCUUCCCCGAGCUCCAGCUGCAACUCCAGCCCCUGGAGCAGGAGACCUUCUGUUUGGAAAUCCAUACAGUGCUGCAGGAGGAAACCUGGGGGCAGGAGUUGAAGCCUCUCUGAGGGUGUGCCCCAUGUGUGGGGAGCUGUUCCCUGGGGAUGUGGAGAGCAGCCAGUUCGAGGCCCACGUGCGGAGUCACCUCCUGGACUGCCCCAUGUGCACAGAGAGCUUCGAGAACCAGCAGGUCUUUGAGGACCAUCUGCUCUGCCACAGGCUGGAAUAAAUCUGAGUUCCUGCCUCUCUGUAGAAUAGGUGAGAACAGCCCAAAAUCCCUGUGCAGGCUCCACUCCUGCUGAGCUCCCCCGGGACUGUCACUCUGAGCCUCCUGGUCCAGCCAGCACAUGAAUCAGGGCAAACACCCACGUCCUGCAGCUGAAUCACCCUCAGCAAACUCAAACCCUGCCUUGGACAAAGUCUAUCUGCUUGUUAAACAACUUACAACUCCUAAAAUUAGUUAUUUAGUUGACUAAGUAACGGGGAUCCAGGUGAUGGGACAUAGAACUGCAGUUUUCUGUGCUUGGCUGAUGCACCUCCCAUGUAAUUGUUCUUUAUUUUAGCACUGUGAUGGGUAACCAAAGACCAGAAACAUUUUAUAGAACCUCUCAGGAUCACACUUCCAGCUUCUGGAAUGCAGAAUUAACAAGGGAAAACCUAAAUAAAAAUGCAUCUUCUUUCACCGUGCAAAGCAGGUGAGAGAUAUUUACAAAGAGGUGGAAUUUCUGUUUGCACUCGAAGUCUGGGGCUGCUCUUCCAGCAGAGGGGACAGAAUGACUUGUUGGAGGGUGAGAAUCCUGCCCUCCCCAUUCCAGGAUGAGGAGACCUUGGAAUUUCUGAGCAGGGAGGGUCAGUGUGGCGUGGAACCCACGGGAGAGCAGUGGCUGGGGAUAAAUGAUCUCUCAGCAGAACCUCAUUGAUUCUGGAUGAGUUUUAUACAUUUCUGAGCCUUCUGGAUUCACCCAGAAGAGCCUGUUCUUAAACCAAAACGUUGGGAAUCACAGCUAAGUGCCUUGGGACGUUCCAAUGCUUUGUGCACACCUUACCCAGUGACUAUUUUUUAUUUCUGCUUCAGCAUUUUCAGUUUAUGAUUAACAGCCCUUUUUUUCCAUGCAAACACAGAUGGGUAAAGGUUUAUUAUCCAGCUGUAUCACACUGUGCUUCCUGCUGGGUAUCUGAAGCAAUAGAAAAAUCCUAAGGAGUUUACAUAGAGGCUU